AUGGAUACAUGCCUGGGGAAAAUGGCAGAGUUGCUGGACAAUGAUCAGUUUUUGGAAAAAGUGGGGGUAAGCACAAAGCCCUGCUUGCGGAGCGCCCGCCCGCCGUGGCAGGACCAUGCAGCGACGGAGCUGGAUGGAGAUAACGGGCUUGUGAGAGUUAAAAUGAUGAAAAAUCAGUCUAAAAAGGUGCAAACCACUGAAGAAUGGCUCAGAAACUACGGUUUAGAAUCCUUGCAGUUAACACUAGAGCAUCUGGUGAAUGAAGGCAAUAUUCUGGACUCGGGAAAUGCUGUUGAGGAGAUAGAGUUAACAGAAGAGAGGAUUACUGAUUUUGAGUCCAGACUUUCUGAAGUGAUUGAACUUUAUCAGCAACGAAUUCAGUGGCUGUUGGAGGACAGCAAAAAGGUGUUCGGCCUUAUAAAAGGAACUAAAGUUGGACUUAUGGUUGAUGUAUCUGGUAUGAGUUGCGGACCAAGGCUGCUGGGUUUUCAGAAUGAUCUUUUGAGCUUAAUAGAUGAGCAGCUGUGUCAUAAGAAGCAAUUGUACUGCCUUUCCUUCGGUACUGAAAUUUCAUCUCUUUGGGAGAGUCCAAAAAACAUCGAUGUUCAUGUGCUUCAUGAAGCAAGGCAGUGGGUACAGCAGCUGGAGCCUGGUGGAGGCUGUAAUUUGCUGAAAGCCUUAAAACAUGUCCUUACAGUAAAAGAACUGGAUUCCUUAGUUCUUAUUGUAGGAAGCUGCCCUGAUCAGUCAUUGGAAAUACUGGCUGAUUAUGUUCAGCAGUGUAUGUUGGGAAGCAAACUACUAAUUCAUGCUGUUAUACAUGAUUGUAGCAAUCCUGCCUCUCUUGCAGUUAUAAAGAACCUUGCAGAAGUUGUAAGAGGUCGUUACCAUUGCUACUCUUCAAAGGGAGAGAAGUAUGAUAGUAGUGAUGUCGAUCUACUGCUUCAGGAGUACCAGAAGGCUAAAGACUUGAUCAACAACGUCAAACAGCUUUUUAGGAGAAGAAUCAGUGGUUCAUUUACGGGUAGAAGAGUGGAUGUUUCCACAAAAUAUACUACACCGUCCAACUUACCAAAGCCUCCAAAGCAUGAAGGACAAUUAGUUAUUCGAACACCAAACUUCCCAGCCAAAACUUCAAGAGACUGGUUAAAGACAAAUGGAUUGAAAGCUAAGAAGCUGAACAUUUAUCAGGUUUUGGCUCCUAAUGCUUUCUCUCCUGUAGAAGAAUUUGUACCUAUUCUUCAAAAAACAGUAGCAUCAACUAUACAUGAGAAAGCUAUGCUGCAGUUUGAAUGGCAUGAUGGAACUGUGAAAAAUAUCCAUGUUGAUGCACCACUAUUAUACAACUAUCAAAAACUCCUUGGUAAAAUGGUAAGAAUCUAUGAGAGACGAAUUGACUGGCUAUCUGCUGCCAGCAGAAGAAUAUGGGGAAGCGUUUGUGAGAGGAGGGUGGUUAUACUUGUUGAUAUAUCAGUGACAAAUUCUACGUACAUCAUCCAUAUUCAACAUUAUUUGCGACUCUUGCUUGAGGAACAAAUGUCAAAUAAGGAUUACUUCAAUAUUAUAGCCUUUGGGAAUGACAUUGUGCCUUGGCAGCCAGAACUGGUUCCUUCCCAGCCCAAAAACUUACAAAGUGCAUGGAGGUGGGUGUUGAGCUUGCAGUGCAAAGGGAGUAGAAAUUUAAUGUCUGCUCUCAGGAGGGCUGUGGAAAUAGAUUUCAAAGACAAAGAUAAACACAGAUCACAAGGAAUAUAUCUGCUUACUACUGGGAUACCUGAUCAGGAAACACACACGCUUAGUGCUUAUGUGGCUGAGACCUGCAGCGGUUGUGAUUUGCAGCUCCAUGUUUGUCUGUUCAAUGUUGUGGCAGAUGUCGACUCCGGGAGCGUUAUUCCAGCUCGCUAUGCAAAUCCAGACGAAACUGCCGGUGCUUUUAAAGAAAUUGUGCAGGCAGCUAAUGGAAGAUUUCAUUGGUUUGGAGAAGCAGGUAUUUUUGAAAGUGAUGAUAUCAACAUUAUUGUGUCUGAAAUGGAAAAAGCAAUCAGCUACUCCCACAAGUGUGCGCUCCUAGUGAAAUCCUUAAAGCAACGUUCAGGAACUCAGUCUGUUAAUCCAUUUAUACCAGAAAGACAUUCAAAGAUGCUUGUGAAGAAAGAGAAAAAAUGGCCACAGAAACUGCCAUCUCCAAAACCCACAGCUCUGAGUCUGGCUAGAAUGAUUAUUAAAAGUAACCAUUGUGAAGAGAGAAAUGCUGAUGUAAGAGCAUUGAAGUGGCGUCCUACUAGUGCCAAAGCAGAAAUUCCACCAGCGCAAACAGUAAAAGAAUGGUCUCAGAAUGGGAGUAAAAGAAAAUGUAAAUCAAAGAAAAAGCCAGAGUUCUCUAUGUCAGUAUUCUAUACUGAUAGAGGAAGAAAUGUGGGUGCUGUAUCCCGAAAGUAUCCAGAGAGAACGAACACAAGGAAGUUGGUUCCUUCUGUUACAUUACCAAAAAAAGAAGAAAUCUGUUCAAGUGAAGAGUGGCUGGCCAAGUACAGUAUUAAGAAGCUUAAACUGGAAUUGCCCAGGCUGAUGUUUGGUCCACACUGUACUCACCAAAAGAAAAUUGUGGAGUCUCUGCAUAAGAAAGUAUCAGCAAAAUAUUGUGCUAUCUUCCCUAGUGUAGAAAUCAAUGGGGUUGUGAAACAUCUGCAGUUUCGGCCUAAAGAGCUGGAAAGCUAUGUUGAACAAAUGGAGAAGGUGUUGCAGCGCUAUGUACAAAGAAUACAGUGGCUUCUGUCAGGAAGCCGAAGAUUGUUUGGUACCAUUUUGGAAGCAAAUGUCUGUGUUUUGAUUGAUACAUCUGGUUCCAUGGAGCCUUAUUUGCCACAUGUCACAAAAGAACUUACCUCCCUCAUCUGGGAACAACUGAGAAGAAAAGAACUCAGGUUUAACCUGUUGAGCUUUGCAGAAAACUUGGAGAGUUGGAGAGAGUAUCUUGUGGAGGCAACUGAUGAAGCAUGUCAUGAUGCUGUACAGUGGGUGUCCAGAUUACAAGCUUAUGGUAAUACAUGCAUCCUUAGGGCUCUGCAGAAGGCUUUUGGUUUUCAAGAUAUAGAAGCUGUGUAUGUAUUGACUGAUGGAAAACCAGACACCAGUUGCAGUCUCAUUUUAAAAGAAAUUGAAAAAUUCAGAAAGAGACAAGAUAUUAAAGUCCACACUAUUUCCUUUAGCUGUACAGACAGAAAAGCUAAUGAAUUUCUGAAGAAACUUGCUUCCCAAACAGGAGGGCGCUACCAUUGCUGUAUUGAAGAUGUGGAUGGACAAUUAGCAGCACACAGAAUGCUGACAGAAGGGCUUGAUGAUGAUGAUAAUCCAGUUUUCCCUUACUUUGAAGGAGAUGACUUAAAGAAACUUACUCAAGAAGUAACAAAAGCCAGAAGUUUUUUAAAGCAGGCAAAUUCUUUGAAGUUAUUGAUAGAAAAAUGGAAUGUAAACCAAAAGGACAAUUCUGUCUUUAAAAAAAGUGCUCAGGAUUAAGAUUUAGACCAACAAAGGGUGCUGAAGAGGUUUGGAG
Tinamus guttatus (white-throated tinamou) is the source of this 3553-nucleotide messenger RNA. It is a transcript of the gene VWA3A, whose product is annotated as von Willebrand factor A domain containing 3A. NCBI's taxonomy places the organism in Eukaryota, Metazoa, Chordata, Aves, Tinamiformes, Tinamidae. The record is from RefSeq and is a predicted model, not a curated record.